Callorhinchus milii (elephant shark) is the source of this 4016-nucleotide messenger RNA. Its product is annotated as autoimmune regulator. Gene Ontology annotation, biological process: humoral immune response; regulation of transcription by RNA polymerase II. Lineage: Eukaryota; Metazoa; Chordata; Chondrichthyes; Chimaeriformes; Callorhinchidae. Gene Ontology annotation, cellular component: cytoplasm; nucleus. The transcript is spliced from 17 exons. The coding region runs from base 123 to 1919 and encodes 598 amino acids. The record is from RefSeq and is a predicted model, not a curated record. Gene Ontology annotation, molecular function: DNA binding; DNA-binding transcription factor activity, RNA polymerase II-specific; protein binding.
GUACCAACAAGGGCUAAUGUUUCAAACAUUUAAACCAGGAAUAUUGAAUUUUACAAACAUAGUGUGAAGGGAGGCCAUCCAUUGAUUAAUUCCACGAAAAAAUUGAUCUGGUUACAUUCAGAAUGUCUUUCAGUCAAUUCACUGACGACCAGGUUACCAAACUACUUAGGAGGUUCAAGGUGGAGGUUUCCAUGGCAAUUGACAAAAUGUUUCCCUUCCUCCAUAACCUUCGGGACAAGCAGAUAAUUACAAAUGAGAAAUUCAAGGAAAUUGAGGCUUUGGCAGAACAGAAAGAUACCAACGAAGCUAUUUACCUGUUGCUGAGUUGGCUGGAAAAGAGCGAUCCUUCAACUCUUCGCAAGUUUUGGAAUUGCUUGUUUAAGGACUUUAAUCUGCAGAAGUAUCCCAAGCUACUACCGUUACAAGAAGCAUUAAGUAAAGAUGUCACCAAAGACCAGAGAAAAGACACCUCUUUGAACCAUUCUUUAAGGAAGUCUGUAAAGAGAAAUCAUCCUGAUAAAGAACCUACAACCAGCAGAAUGAAAUCAGACCAGAUCAAAGACUCAAUUAUAGAACCAAAGGAUAAAGGCCACGAUGAAGAGAAACAGAAAACAAUUGACCAUAAACCGAGGAAGGAAAGGUUUCAUUCCCAGCCUGCUGACUUAACGUCUAGUGAACUGCCUGUUUCCUGUGGCUCAAAAACUGGAACAUUACACAAGAAGAAACUAGCAAAGGGAAACUCUGUGAAAUGCAUACAGGUUGGCAAAGACUGGUACUCUCCAAAGGAAUUUGAGGAUCUGGGAGGACGGAGUAGAAGUAGAAAUUGGAAAACAAGCAUCCGUUCCAACAAGCUUACGCUGCGAGAGUGGAUGAAGCGGGGAUAUCUGUCGUGCGACAAGUCGAGCAAGAUGUCCCGCAGACCAGAAAUUAAGCGUGGAAAUUUGUCGUGUCAGAUGUUGAGCAAGAUGUCCAGAAGUAAACCCUGCAGACCAGAAAUUAAGGAUGAUGUCAGGCUGACUAAUCAAGCUGCACUGAACCAUGAAGACGUUUCUCCAGAAAAGACCUUCAAAGGAGUGAAGAUUAAGAGUGAUGAAGAGAACAUAUUCUUGUCAAAGAAGCUCCCAGUUUCCUGUGGCUCUAUGAAUGGAAUCCUGCAUAAGUGCAGGUUUAUAUCAGGAAUUCAUGGAAAGUGCAUUCGAACAGAGACCAAGUGGUGCACCCCAGUGGAAUUUGAGGAUCUGAGUGACAGUAAUAAAGAUCUAAAAUACUGGAAGAGAAAUAUUCGAUGUAAAUCAGAAACAUUAGGGAAGCUAAUCCAGAAAGGCUACUUGAAACUUCACAAGCUGCACUGUGAUUGUGAAUGCUGUCACCCUCAAUUUGUUGAUCAGAAUGAAAACAAUGAUGAUGUGUGUACAGUCUGUAAAGACGGAGGGGACCUGAUCUGCUGUGAUGAAUGCCCACGAGCUUUCCACAAGCAAUGCCUUGUUUCCAGAUUCGAACUGAGUGAGAAAUGGGUCUGUACCUUCUGCAAAAUUAGGAACCUGUCAGAAGAUAAAUCAGGCAGUGACAUCUCCAACAAUGGACUCCUUACACAGCCAAUGUGUCCAAAGCAGCUAAUGAAAUGUGAAUUUGUUUUACUGCAACUCUGCUGCAACGAAGAAAGUAGGUGUUUUGAGAAAGAUCCAUGUAAAACUAUUCCUAGUUACAGCAACGUGAUUGACAAACCCAUGUGGCUGCACAAGGUGAAGGAGAAUCUCAUGGCUAAGAAUUACCCGAGCGUUCACAAGUUUGCCACGGAUGUGUAUCUCAUCUUCCAGAAUUGUAUCAAAUUCAACCAGGGAAAUGAAUUUGAAGCAAUUGGAAGAAAGCUUGAUAAUAAAUUUAAGGCGAAUUUAAGGCAAGUCUUUGGUAUUUCGUAAUAUGAGCUUUGAAAGCUCCUCACGGACCAUUGAAUGGUGUCGUAACAAUGCUUCAAUCCUAAAUCUGGGUUGGUUUCUCAAGCAAGACCCCUGGAGAGGGAGAAUUUAUGGAUGAUCAAAAUUGGGAGUUCAAGGAAAUCUACUAUCUAUUAUGUCAUAUCUUUUCUAGCCUGGUAUGUUUGUCCUAUAUGUAUGUAAUAAUACCAAAUUUGAAAUCGGGAUACACUUGGUUGAAACAACUGUUGACCACCCAUGAUCUAUUUUGUAAUGUGUGACGAUGUGAUGUGCAUUAGAAGAAUCUUACAAAAAAUAUCAUGAAAAUGGAUCGACACAUUUAAGUACGGAGAGUACAACCAAUGUUGUGUGAUGUGACUGCUAUUUCGUUAAGUUUCAUAGUAACUCAGGCAGGUAGAUGUAGCACAGCCCUGCAGUUGCUAGAUUUCUCUAUUGUACUGCACCCAACAUAUCAUAAAGUAACAUUCAGAACAUUCCUGCUAUGUAUUGCCAAGCGCUCCAGGACGCUACCAUGUGUUAUUGUUGUAUUCUACGGCCUGAACCAGCAGCAGUAGCAACUCCGCAAGCAGUAUCACUUUGCCCAAAUUGCUGGAUCCUCAAAAUGUGGAGCACUACUGACCAUUGCCAGUGUGUCAUGUACCAGAAAUUGUAUGGUAUUCUAAAGUCAGAAAGAAUUCCAUUUAAUCAACUUGCAAACGGUCUGUGGGCAAAACAGGAAAAUCAGCACAUUAAUUCUCCAUACCCGGGAGAUACACAUGAUACCAUCUCAUGGAGGACAUCAAAUAUCCUACAGGUGUUCUCCUGAGGAGGAGUGGACUACAGCAUUAUUGGAGAGAUGGUAUCCCAGCAGAGGUACAAUCAGGUACAUUGAUUUAGAUUGGCUUUCUGCUUGUCACAGAGGAAGUAGGCAAAAGAAUCUCCUGCAACUUGCACAACACAGCAAGGAAUAGAGACUCUGAUUGAAUGUUUUAUUCAAUACAUUUUGCUUUUACUUCUGAUUUAAUUCCUACUGGCAUAUAUACAGAAUAUCAAUGGGGAAAUCAAUUUCCUCCCUGUUUAAUCUGUUCGGUUAGCAGUAGCUUCUGUUUCUUUUAGCUUUGCUUCAUUCAGCUCCGCUUAAUUUAACGUGACAGAAAGAAUUUGAUAACUCAUAAAAAAAUGCCCAAAAAUAAAAUGUUUGGUGUGGUGUAAAGUACUGUGCACCAACAUUUACCUCUGUGAUCUGAUUCUUUCUGGUUGUGCAGAUGGCCUGCCCAAGGAAGGAUAAACAGUGGAGGAUGUCUGUGGUGUAUGAUGUGGAGAAGCAGGCAGUAUAGAGUCCAGAAAUGAGCUCUAUGAGCUUUCUUCACAGGCCUUUCCUUCUACACACCAGACUUGGCUUAUCAGUUUUUAAUAAGACGGGGGGAUGGGAUUGCUUUCAGUUGUGCAACUAGUUCUCCAACUAAAGGUUUUGUGUAUGAGGGUGGAGGAAGGAGAUGAUUGCCAUUCUUUCUGGUUACAUUGCUCUUGCAAUCAAAACAGCCACUGACAGAAUGCUGAUUUGAUAAUGGAAAUGUCUCUCCUUUCCUGAGGACACAGCUCUUCUGGCUCUGCCAAGCUAGAUUGGCCAAGAUCAUUUUUAGUUCACACAGAGCUCUCACUGUGACAGCGAAGGUAUUUAUUCUGUUCUGUCCUGUUUGGUACUCAGUGUACCAACCAGGAAGUAAAGCUUUGCUCGGAGGGUAAUAUGGAUUACAAGAAAGGGUAAUUGAGGCCAGGACACUGGACUCAUUUAAAACAGCUUGAAUCUGUAAUGGGAGAGUGGUAGGUUUGGUGUCUGAAAGGAUGAAAUCAAAUGGGCCAAAUGGCCUUCUUUAUCGAAACCUCUCUUAUGACCUUGUAAUCCACUGGUGAAAUAUUGUACUGUGUUCUUGCUUUACCAAACCAACAUGGAGAUGGGAUUCUUACAAUUACUGUUAGAUUAUGUCUUGGUGUAAAAGUAUAAUUUGGGAUAAACUGUAUUUUUACUUUAUUUCUCGGUAAAUGUUUACAAGAAGCUCAAACUCCACAAAACAUCUAUUAAAUCACAUAUUAUGAAACAGA